Lithohypha guttulata is the source of this 741-nucleotide messenger RNA. It is a transcript of the gene RIB5, whose product is annotated as Riboflavin synthase alpha chain. The coding region runs from base 1 to 741 and encodes 246 amino acids. Gene Ontology annotation, molecular function: riboflavin synthase activity. The transcript has 2 exons. NCBI's taxonomy places the organism in Eukaryota, Fungi, Ascomycota, Eurotiomycetes, Chaetothyriales, Trichomeriaceae. Gene Ontology annotation, biological process: riboflavin biosynthetic process. The record is from RefSeq and is a predicted model, not a curated record.
AUGUUCACCGGACUUGUCGAAACGAUCGGCACUGUUACCGAACUCAACUCCCUCGACAGUACCUCCUCGGGCGGCGGCGGAACCUCUCUCACCAUUUCCAACUGCGCCGACAUCCUCGGCGAUGCACACCUCGGCGAUUCCAUCUCUGUCAAUGGCACAUGCCUGACCAUCACGGAAUUCAACAACCAGGGAGACAAGUCGACAUGGUACUUCAAGAUCGGUGCUGCGCCAGAGACUUUACGUCGCACGAACCUGGGUUCGCUGAAGCAGGGCUCGAAAGUAAAUCUAGAACGAGCAGUCAGCGCGGACACACGUAUGGGAGGUCAUUUUGUGCAAGGGCAUGUCGACACGAUAGCCGAAAUAGUCAAGCUUACGCCAGAUGGAAACGCGAAAACGUUCCGGUUGAAGCCACGAUUGCACGAGGGCAGCGAGAGCAUACUGAAAUACGUCGUCGAGAAAGGCUAUGUCACGCUUGAUGGUGCGAGUUUGACAGUGACGAGCGUCAAUGAUGCGGAGGGCUGGUUUGAGAUCAUGCUUAUCGCCUAUACUCAGGAGAAGGUUGUCACGGCGCAAAAGAAGGAAGGUGAAGACGUGAAUGUCGAGGUUGAUCAAGUCGGGAAAUAUGUCGAGAAGAGCGUUGUUGGCUAUCUCGAGCAGAAUCAAUCUGGUGCUCCUGCCAUAUUAGAAAAGAUGGUGAGUAGGAUAGUGGAAGAAAAGUUGAAAGCCCUCAAAGGCCAGUAA